ACUAAUUCAAUUCGCCAUGAUGAGUCAAGAAAAUCCAUGCCUUUACAAUAUUUUGAUGAUGAUGAUGCAUUAGCUAUUCAAUUUAGAAAUCAAGGAAACAAAUCUACAAAUCCUAGCUACAUGCAGCAAGACCCACCAGAAGCUGAUCAACCCACCAUCAUACGGUCCAAACAAGCUUGCCCAAGGAAUGUUGAUAGUGCUAACUCAAGCACCGAUGCUUGCAAUGCUGCACACGGAGAGGGAGAUGCAAACCCAACAAUUGCUAGAACUUCUGAUGCAAGCCAUGGUAAUGUGGCCAAUCCCAUUAAUUUCGAUUCAAGGCCACAACACGAGAGAAGGAAACCAACCUACCUCAUAGACUACAUCUUAAAUGGAGUUCAAACAAAUACCAACACUUCUUCGACCUCAGGUACGCGAUAUUCUAUUUCUCAUUUUAUUACAUAUGAUAAAUUUAGUCCCACUCACCGUUUUUUUCUAGCGGCCAUCUCCACUAAAGAUGAGCCAAAAUCCUUUUCUGAGGCUAUCCAAGAUCCCAAAUGGAGACAAGCGAUGAAAGCCAAAAUUGAUGCUCUCGAGAAAAAUAAUACUUGGACUUUGGAGAUGCUUCCUCUUGACAAAAGACCUACAGGUUGCAAAUGGGUCUAUAAAAUCAAAUAUAAUGCUGAUGGGACAAUUGAAAGAUAUAAGGCACAUCUUGUUGCAAAGGGAUUCACCCAAGUUGAAGGCAUAGAUUACCAUGAUACCUUUGCCCCUGUUGCUAAGCUAGUUACCGUUCGAUGCUUACUAGCUAUCACCGCUGCUUGUAAUUGGGAGUUACAUCAAUUGGAUGUUCACAAUGCCUUUCUCCAUGGAGAUCUUAAUGAAGAAGUUUAUAUGCAACUACCUCCAGGCUACAAGAAUAAAGGAGAACAACGUGUUUGUCGCCUAAGGAAGUCCUUAUAUGGACUCAAGCAAGCAUCAAGAAAUUGGUUUGCCAAAUUUGCUUCAGCUUUAAAACUUUUUGGUAAUAAUUCAUCUCUUUGUCAGAAAUUGAAAGAAUUUCUCCAUACAAUGUUUCACAUUAAAGAUCUUAGCAAGCUCAAAUACUUCUUAGGUAUUGAAGUUGCUCGGCAUCCCUCUGGAAUUUUCCUUUGUCAACGAAAAUAUACACUUGCCAAAAUUACUGAAGCUGGAAUGCUUGGAACCAAGCCAUGCCCUUUUCCUAUGGAGCAGAAGCUUAAACUCACUCCUAGUACUGGUUCCCCUAUAUCUGAUCCUAUGCAAUAUAGGAGACUGGUUGGAAAGCUAAAGGAUCAAUUCUGCUCUGAUACCAUUUGCCCCACAACAAGGAGAUCUACAACUGGCUACCUCACUUUGCUCAGUAACUCACCUAUAUCGUGGAAAACCAAAAAACAAUCCACAGUCUCAAGAUCAUCAGCAGAAGUUGAAUAUAGAGCUAUGGCUUCCACUGUUAGUGAACUCCUAUGGCUCAAAGGCUUGCUCAAGACAUUAGGAGUUGAUACUUCUCAACCAAUGCAAUUGCAUUGUGACAAUCAAGCAGCUAUUCACAUAGCCACAAAUCCAAUCUUUCAUGAACGCACAAAACACAUUGAACUUGAUUGUCAUUUUAUUCGUCAUUGGAUUCAAGUUGGUCUUAUUAAGACUUCUCAUGUUCGCUCCAACCUACAAGUGGCUGAUAUAUUUACAAAGGCAUUGGGAGGGCAAAACCCUCAAAUCCACCCUUAAAAAAUAUCAGUAGGGACACAUCCACCCCUCAAAAAAAAGCAGAGACAAAUUGCCCCUCUAAAUCAUAAAUCAAUACAAAUCACCCAUUUUU
Rubroshorea leprosula is the source of this 1816-nucleotide messenger RNA. The record is from the annotation of a GenBank genome assembly. NCBI's taxonomy places the organism in Eukaryota, Viridiplantae, Streptophyta, Magnoliopsida, Malvales, Dipterocarpaceae.